Messenger RNA from Fusarium coffeatum, 6276 nucleotides. RefSeq lists its product as uncharacterized. The record is from RefSeq and is a predicted model, not a curated record. Gene Ontology annotation, biological process: calcium ion import across plasma membrane. The transcript has 5 exons. Bases 1 to 6276 code for a protein of 2091 amino acids. Gene Ontology annotation, cellular component: voltage-gated calcium channel complex; membrane. Gene Ontology annotation, molecular function: high voltage-gated calcium channel activity; calcium ion binding. NCBI's taxonomy places the organism in Eukaryota, Fungi, Ascomycota, Sordariomycetes, Hypocreales, Nectriaceae.
AUGGAUGGAUCGCACGUCGACAACCAAGAAACCCAGGCCGGCCUUUUCCACCGGCGGAGGGGUUCGCCUUCUCCUUCCGAUACUCCUCAGAUGUCUGCCAACGCUCCUGGUAUCUCGACAUACUGGGACCAGCCUUAUGAUCACUUUAACGACGAUAUUGGCCCAGGGUCUCCCAUAGAUCCUAUGGCUCUGCAAGCUGCUUUACCCCCCGGCAUGGACCGUCACCAACCAAGUCCACCACUGCCCUCGACGCCAGUUCGAACCUACGAUCCUCCUGCUCCAUACGUCGAAGAUGCGCCGAGUACAGAUUACGCCGAAUCCGAUAGGGUGCCGUUGACAGCUGGUGCUGAGCCCAUCUCCCGGUCCUUAUCCACCAACAACUUGGACAACCGAAAUCGAGAUAGUUUUCAGACGGUAACGAGCUCAGAGAAUAGCCCUACGCGCGGUCGCAGCACAAGAAGUUUGGGUGAGGAUUUGAGAGCCAGUUAUGGAUCUACUCGAAAUCGCAAUCUUGGCGCAUCUCUCAACCCGAAUGAGUACAGAAGGUCCAGAUCGCCUUCUACGUCGGGUGCCUUGUCGCGCGCGGGAUCUAUAGUGCGGGCAAUGUCACAGCGUGUGGUCAAUAUCAGUGGAGAAACCGAGGUUGUUGAUCAUAGGGCGUCUAGGCAUCGCUCACGUUCGCCUGUUGGGCAUAGCCAAGACAGGAACCGGGAUACCGUUAACUCGUUAUUCGCCGAUACUUCGUACCAGCCACAAUUGGGUCGUUCCUCCAGCGAGAAGUCCACAGGACCGCGCCUUAAUGUAAGCGAAGCUACAGAAACAGAGCUACCAAGGCCACCUCUACCAAACCCGUUGAAAGGAAAGUCCCUAGGGAUCUUCUCACCAAACAACCCUCUACGGUUGCGUCUUUGCGAUCUCUUGGUCAAUCCAUAUACCGAGCCGUUCCUGUUGCUCUUGAUUGUCCUACAGGCAAUCCUCCUUGCUGUUGAAUCUGCCCCAAAUGUGUUCGAAACAGGUCGCCCUGACCGUUGGGGCAAGCACCCCAUUGACUGGGCCAUGCUUGCGCUCUUCAUCAUCUUUACUCUCGAGAUCAUAUCGCGCGUCAUAGUGUCUGGGUUUGUACUUAAUGCUGCAGAGUACAGCACGAUCGAUCGCAAACGUGGAAUUCGCGCGGCCAUUGCGGAUCAGUAUCGUGCAGUCUUUCAGCCAGAACGAAUGAAAUCGGUAAAAAAGGCGUCGCAAUACAAUCCCGAACCAUCGGCAAUUUCUCGUUCCUUCACGACCUUUAUGCAAGGUCAGCAGGCCUUACCAAGAACCCUAGAAGAACACCAGAGGUUCCAACUUGCUCGCAGGGCAUUUCUACGACACUCCUUUAACCGUUUCGACUUCGUUGCUGUCGUCUCGUAUUGGAUUACUUUCUGCUUGAGCGUUUCUGGACUUGAAACGAAACAUGACUUGUAUGCAUUCAGGAUGUUGAGCUGCUUGCGAAUCUUGAGAUUGCUAGCGUUGACAAAUGGUACCGCAAUUAUUCUCCGAAGUUUAAAGAAAGCGACACCUUUACUUGUACGUGUUGCCUUUCUCAUCUCGUUUUUCUGGUUGCUCUUUGCCAUCAUCGGCGUGCAAAGUUUCAAAGCCAGUCUGAGUCGGCAAUGUGUUUGGCUAGACCCGCUUGAUCCUACAAAUCUGGAUGCUUCCUUCACACAUGAUGAAGGUUUCUGUGGUGGUUAUUUGAACAACCUCACAGGUGAUACCAUGCCUUGGGUCAAGUUCAAUACCUCGGACUCCUUAACCGAUCUCAUGAACGGAACCAAAGAAGGGAAGGGAUUUCUAUGCCCUCGAGGUUCCAUUUGCCUUCAACAGAGCAAUCCACACAACGGGACUGUUAACUUUGACAACAUUUUCAACUCCCUGGAACUAGUGUUCAUUAUCAUGAGCGCCAAUACUUUUACCGAUCUGAUGUAUAUGACGAUGCGCUCGGACUAUUUCCAAGCUGCACUCUUCUUCGGCGCAGGAACCAUGAUCAUGAUGCUUUGGCUGACAAACUUACUUAUCGCCGUCAUCACUUCAUCCUUCCAAGUCAUCCGAGAAGAGAGUAAGGCGAGUGCGUUCACGAUCAGCGAAGAACCACCCGUGCAAUCUCGUGUUGAUGAAAGACUUCGUCGCACAUCAUCUCUACAGCGUGUCUACCACAAGACCAGGGCUGUCUGGAUUCUUAUCAUCACAUUUGGGCUUAUAUGCCAGGCUUGUCGUAGUGCAUCUAUGUCGCCGAGUCGAGCACGCUUCAUCGACACGGCAGAAAUAAUCGUAACAAUUCUCCUCGAUAUCGAAAUGAUCAUUCGGUUUGCCACUGACUGGAAUCAUUUUCACAAAAGCUGGCGGAAUAUUUUUGAUCUUGGACUCGCAAUCAUUACCUCCAUUAUAUUGAUACCUCCCAUCCGACACACCAGAGCAUACUGGUGGUUGACAGUCUUCCAAAUCCUUCGAGCUUACCGAAUUGUCAUGGCAAUACCCGUGACACGGGAGCUCAUUCUCCUUGUUGUUGGAAAUGCUGCUGGUAUUGGGAAUCUCAUGUUCUUUGUCUUUCUCAUGACCUUUUUGGUGGCGAUCUUUGCUGCACAAUUAUUCAGGGGUCAGAUACCCAUGUACAAUGAUGGUGACCUCAAUCGCAUCUCGUUCUUCACCAUUUAUAACUCGUUCCUUGGCAUGUACCAAGUUUUGACGAGUGAGAACUGGACAGACAUUCUCUAUAAUGUCACUUCCUACACACGACAUAAAAACACUGCCUGGAUUGGAGCCACUCUCCUGAUCAGUUGGUUUAUUGUCGCUUAUUUUAUUCUCGUCAACAUGUUCAUUGCUGUCAUCCAAGAGAAUUUUGAUGUGUCUGAGGAUGAGAAGCGGCUGCAGCAAGUCAAGGCUUUCCUUCAGAGGCGAGAUCUUGGUGCUUCUUCCAGCAAUCUGGCACUAUCUACUAUCUUUGGGUUCUCGAAACACCGCAAGAAUAAAGACCCUUUAGACUAUGGGCCUGCAACGGUUGAGAUGCUCCUCAAGGAUGCAGUAGUCCGCGAGUUUCUGGAUGACCAGAUGAACCCAAAGCCAGAACAUCAUGCACCUAUAAGAAGUGCAACCACACUUCUGGGAGGAGAAAUCAAGCCAGGGCGUAUUUCCGCUCUCUGGGGGAGGAUCAAACAAUGGUUCAGCGAUAGAGAACCCAAUCCGUUUUAUUCAAGCCUACGAUUUGAUGGUGCGAACGAGACCUCGGACCCCCGACAAAUGGCCGAGCAGGCCAUGUCUGCCACGAUGAGCCGAAGAAGGGCGCAGCGAGAGUAUCUUGCCAAGUAUCCCAACUAUAAUAAUUCGUUGUACAUCUUCACACCCAAUAACAGCUUGCGACGACUUUGCCAACGGCUCGUUGGCCCUUCUCGUGGCAUAGAACGAAUCGAUGGCGUGGUACCUGAUACUGUCCUCUGGUAUUGUUUUACCAUCUUCAUCUAUACCGCGAUUGCGGCCAUGGUCAUCCUCGCAUGCGUUACCACUCCUCUCUAUCAGAAGGAAUAUCAAGAACAGCAUGCGUUCAGUAUUAGGAAUUGGUACAUCUGGACUGAUAUGGCCUUCGCAGUUGUUUUCACUGUAGAAGCUGGUAUUAAAAUCAUUGCCGACGGACUCUUGUGGACACCGAAUGCGUUUUUGCGCAGUUCUUGGGGGUUCAUGGACUCUGUUGUAUUAGUGACCCUUUGGAUCAAUGUCGUUACGCUUCUCAUCAAUGAUGGUGCUAUUUCAAGAGCGAUUGGUGCAUUCAAGGCUCUUCGUGCUCUUCGUUUGCUUAAUGUGAGCAACAGUGCUCGAAACACCUUCCACGACCUCAUUAUUGUUGGUUGGUGGAAGAUUUUGGGUGCUGCGUUCGUUUCUUUAUCCUUGCUCAUCCCAGCUGCUAUUUAUGGUCUUAAUCUAUUCAAUGGCCUGCUGUUAUCUUGCAACGACGGCGGCGACGGAAUCAAGACUAUGGGCAACUGCUAUGGCGAGUUUGAGAGCACGCCGUUCAGUGAUGAUUGGCCAAUGCUUGCCCCCCGUGUUGCCGAGAACCCUUUCUUCAGUUUCGACGAUUUUGGCUCGUCUUUGUUCAUUCUCUUCCAGAUUGUUAGUCAGGAAGGAUGGACAGAUGUAUCCUUUGGUGUCCAGGCCAUAACUGGCCGAAUGAAGCAGCCUGAGGAUUUGGCCUCGCAAGGCAAUGCUGUUUUCAUUGUUAUCUUCAAUCUGUUGGCAACCGUCUUCGUUCUUACGCUGUUCAUCUCGGUGUUCAUGCGUAACUAUACUGAGCAGACAGGCGUGGCAUUCCUGACAGCGGAGCAGCGAUCAUGGCUUGAGUUACGAAAAGUCCUUCGUCAGAUCUCGCCCUCAAAGAGUUCAUAUGAUGAUUCAAAGAGCUGGAAGAAGUGGUGCCACAAGAGGGCCAUCGAGAAGAAGGGCAAGUGGUAUCGAACAAUUACUGGCAUUCUGGUACUACACUUGCUUGUUCUUGUUUCAGAGUUUGCGGACGAGCCGUUAUGGUGGACGAGAUAUCGCGACUUUGUUUUCUUCGCUUUCAUUGUGGCCUACGUCGUCAACAUCGCGAUUCGUAUCAUUGGCCUAGGUUGGGUCCGGUUCAGACGAAGCUCAUGGGAUCUCUAUUCGCUUUUCAUUGUUUUUGGCGCAUUCGUUUCGACCUUUGCACUCCUGAUUUCGGAUACCGAGCUAGAAGCAUACGUCCAGCUUCACAAAGUUUUCUUGGUAGCGAUCGUGCUAUUGCUUAUUCCCCGCAACGACGCGCUAGACCAACUGUUCAAGACGGCCGCAGCAAGUCUGACGGUUAUUGGUAAUUUGCUCGCGACCUGGCUGGUAUUCUUCCUUGUCUUUGCCAUUGCAAUGACUCAAGCUUUCAGCUUGACACGGUUCGGCGAAGAGACAGAUGGGAACAUGAAUUUCAGAACCGUACCCAAAGCUCUAAUCCUCUUGUACAGGAUGAGUCUUGGUGAGGGAUGGAAUGGAAUCAUGGAAGACUACGCCGGCAUCGAACCACCACUUUGCGUUGACGAAGAUAGGUUCUUCGACAGUGAUUGUGGCAGCAAAUCAUGGGCAAGAAUUCUUUUUGUUGCGUGGAACAUCGUCAGCAUGUAUAUCUUUGUGAAUCUGUUUGUAUCGCUCAUUUACGAGAGCUUCAGUUAUGUCUUUCAACGCUCGAGCGGCAUGGCAGUUGUGGACAGAGAUGAGAUACGGCGCUUCAAGGAAGCCUGGCGUAGCGUGGAUCCAGCUGGCACCGGAUACAUCACCAAGGAAGCUUUCCCUCGGCUACUGGGUGAGCUAUCCGGCGUUUUUCAAAUGCGUAUCUAUGACCCCGAGGACAGCGUUCACUCGAUCUUGGAAGAUAUCCGGGACGACGUGAAACUAACACACCAUUCAUCGAUUGCAACAACCAGUGGGUUCAGUGGGAUCGACUUGAACAAACUCAACGCACGGUUAAGGCGCAUCGAUUCGGAAAAGGUUCGCCAUCAGCGUCGACGAUUCAACACUUUUUACGAAGAAGUUUUGGUGUCUGCAGAUCCGGAUAGGGGCAUCUCUUUCACGAGUGUAUUGAUGAUUCUGGCUCACUAUAACAUCAUCAGCGAUAACAAGAGCUUGAGGCUUGAGGAAUUUCUGAGACGGCGAGCACGUCUUCAGCGAGUAGAUGACCAAGUCCAACGCGGUGUGGUCUUGGGCUUCUUUGACACUUUAUAUUACACACGGCAAUUUAAGAAGCAUAUGAUGCGCAAGCAAUCGGCACGCAUGACGGCUGUGCCACAACUGAAUAUCCCAGAGAUCAUGGUUGAGAACGAUUUAAGUGACGAUGGGACUGGCGGGGCAGCACCAAGAUCUCCCCUUUCACCAGCCUCUCGCCCGUCGAGCGUCGACGCUGGAGAGCCACGCAACUGGCUGGGAUCUGUGGAUCUGUCGUUGCAUGAUACAUCAUGGAUUCACCCUCUCAGCUUCCCUAGAGCUGCACCUCCAUCGCCAACAACACCUGCACAGCCUUCGGCUUUCAGCUUUGAGAUUGAAGAGGACGACCCUCACGACUCUCAGCAAGCCACCACGCAAGCGGCAGCACCAGCACCCACGGGUCGGGAAAGCAAUCAUCUGGACCCAAUUAGCCCUGUGCAGGUCCGAGGAAUGCUUGAUGAUUCGAUAUGGGGCGAAAGUAUUCGCCGAAGCGCUACAGUCAGGCGGACAGAGAACAGGCCCACAGAUGGCCACGACAGCUUCCACUGA